Molecule: messenger RNA, 2457 nt
Organism: Leptonychotes weddellii (Weddell seal)
Lineage: Eukaryota; Metazoa; Chordata; Mammalia; Carnivora; Phocidae
Source: RefSeq, a predicted model, not a curated record
AUGGCGUUGCAGGAGACCGUCCCGACCCAGCCCUGCGGUCCUGGCGUCCAGGACGACCAGCCAGGGCAGGGGGCCCACAAGCUGUCUGCCUCCCGGGACCCGAGCGUCACCCGAGCGUCAGGCCGCUACAGCCCGCGGGCACCAGGGAGCUGCCGGGCGGCGGGGAGGCAUGUCUCCCACCACCACAGCGCUGUCUCUCAUUGCAGGUGUGACAGCACGGAGAAGCUGAGAGCCCUUCUGCCGAGACUGGAGCAGGAGCUGAAGGACACGGUGAAGUUUAAGGAUUUUUAUCAGUUUACCUUUACCUUCGCUAAGAACCCCGGGCAGAAGGGUUUAGAUUUAGAAAUGGCUGUUGCAUACUGGAAUUUAGUAUUAUCUGGAAGGUUUAAAUUUUUAGAUCUUUGGAAUACCUUCUUACUGGAGCAUCACAAAAGAUCAAUCCCAAGGGACACUUGGAACCUUCUGCUAGAUUUUGGAAAUAUGAUUGCAGAUGAUAUGUCUAACUAUGACGAAGAAGGAGCAUGGCCUGUUCUCAUAGAUGAUUUCGUGGAGUACGCGCGGCCGGUCGUCACGGGCACUAAGCGCAGCCCUUUCUAGGCAGAAAAGUAAGAUGCCGAGAGGAAGGGCCUCCUGCAAGGGGAUGCUCGGUCGGUCACUGUGCCCCUGUCGCUGGCCCUGGCAGUCGCCCUCGGCCAGCCGGGUGCUGGAAUGACCUCCCCCUGCUACAGAAAGGGCUGAGUUGGACGCCGGAAGGAGCUCCUCAGAAGACACUGCUUCGGGAUGCCUGGGGGUGGCUAUUACUUUAGAUUUCUGCUUGAUUUUUAUUAUACUUGUGACAAAGUAACGCAGAGCAUGCCGUUUAAUUCAUGAUGUACGGUGAUUGCCAGCAGUGACCACAGCUCCUGCCGGGGCGCCUUGUAAUUCCGCUUAAAAAACAGUAUUUGUGUCCUCGGCAGGACGCUGUGUUUGUCUGCAAGUCAAAGCUGGUAUCCUUGUGCCCUACAGAACAUCUGACGUGGAUUCGAACAUUUGAUAAACUUGUGCCAGGAAUUCGAGGUUUCUAUUUUCUGAAUUAUCAAAUACCUAGAUUUAUUAGAUCUAUUUUUAUUUUAAUUCCCUGUUGAUGUUCACGUGAAAGUCAUUCCGUGGUUCUCGGUGGAGGCGGUUUGCGAGGUGAUGGCACGUGUGGGCUGUGACCCUGGGGGCAUUAUUGGAAACUGGUGACAAGUCGCGGGUCUUUUCCUUCCAAUGUCAUUUGAAUGAGCUUCCUAAAAAAUUUUGUAAAGUAUGUUUUUUUAAAAAAUGUAUUUUAUUACAUUUAAAAGGACAUUUUUCCAUGCAAAGUAUUUCUUUUACAAGCAAAGGGUUACAGAUUUAAAAGCCAUGUGAGUUGGUUCCUUCCAGCGUCUGAGAGGCCCGUCGCCCGCCCUCCGGCUGUGUGCAUGGUUGCAUACAUCUCGUUGCCUGAGACACCCACGGGAAAACCUCCACCUCAUUUCCACCUGAAGCCCAUGCUCGUCAUGUUGCUGUCGGAUUCUUCCAGUGUUUGCUAGCCGCAGAGGACCAUCCAGCGAGGCCCAGAACCUGCCCUCCGAGCAUGGGAGGCAAGUGUUCUUCACCUGCGAUGCCACCUGCUUUCCGUCUGGAAAAAGCUGCGUGUUCUAAAAAGCACCGUGUGGACCCUACCUCAUGCGUGCAAAGAUCUUCAUGUCACAGGUGUGCCUGCUGCCAGCCCGCAGCCCUGUGUACGAGACAGACGAGUUGGGGUCACUUCACGGGAGAGAGGAAGCUCACUUUGGAUUUUCUGUACAUGGACAGUGUGCCUGAAAUGUGUGCUUGAGUCGACUUUCACAAACGUGGUUCUGAGUUUCCGGAAUCAUCCGUGCCCAAUGGGGGGGUUUUUGCAUACUUGCUGUGUGUGAACUAUGUAUGCUUUUGGAAAGGAGUCUUUCAAAGAGACAGCAGGCUGUGGAGGGCAGGAAAGGGGGCCUGAGGCUGGGACACCACCGUCGGGGCUGGGGCGGCCCCAGCCCGCUCUCCUGGGCCUGCGCUUCCACGGCAGCAAAGGGGCAAACAAGGCUGUCUCCGCCUGCGAGCCUGGGGUUCUAAGAGAGCGCUUACUUUGUAGAAUAAAAACCUCCACAAUUUUAACACAUCCUUCGAGGCCUCGUGGCUUCCUGCCAUGGAAGUGUUCUGCUCAGACAAGGCUGCGGAGCUUGGGUAAUCUCCCACAAAUCCUGGAGGUCUGUAGCACCUGGUCGUUCUUAAGAUUCAGAGUUACAGCAUGGGAGGCUCCGUGCAGCUGUUUAUCAAUAGAUAACAGAACCUUAGUGGUUGGACAAAGGCUCUUCAAAAAACCGUGGGUUUCUUUUUCUUCUCUUCUGUAUAUUUAAGGCAUGCAUGCUAUGAAAGUGCUAAGAGCUUCGGAAACAUUAAAAUAAAUUAUUUUCUGUGGUG